AGUGCGCGUCACAUGCUGUGCAGCCGAGUACAGUGUGAAUAAUACAUAUUUUCAGUCCGUGGUUUUUCGAGGAUCUCCAAGGGCAUCGGUGAGCGACACAGUGCGGCAGCGAUGUGCACGUCUGACGGCUACACGGAGCAAGUGGGAGGCAGCCUGUUUCUCCUGCUGUAAAUCGUUGAGUUUCCACAGUUGUCGCUCACAUCCAGGGUUCAAACACUCUUGCUUUUUUAGCUCCUCACUUGAUUCAUUGCCUGGCUUUAGGAUGCGACGUCAUGAGUUGAUCGCGCCUGACAGAUGUUGCUGUGUUGCAGCUGCACAGGCAUAGAUUCUCCGCUCCGCUUGUUCGCGCUGUUUUCGGGAUGAUUUUGUAAGAGAAAAUAUAUAUAUACGGUUUAUGUGCUAGAUGUUUAGUACUCGCUUUGUGCUCGGAUAGAUCGCAACAUUCAUUUAGUCUUCGGUAUUGCAUAAAAUGAUACCUGGAACUGCCGCAUCAAUGCUACCAUCUGCAGAAGCUGCGAAAUUGUACCAGACCAAUUACGUCCGCAACUCCCGUGUCAUCGGACUUUUAUGGGCCAUCUUCACUAUCCUGUUCGGCAUUGUUAACGUGACCAUCUUCUCACAGCCCUAUUGGAUUGGCGAUGGCGUGGAUACGCCGCAGGCCGGCUACUUCGGCCUUUUCCACUAUUGCAUUGGAGACGGAAUCUCCAGAGAGCUGGCCUGCCAGGGUAGCUUUACCGAGUUCGCCGCUAUCCCCUCCAGUGCGUUCAAGGCCGCCUCCUUCUUCAUUGGAAUGUCCAUGAUGCUGGUUGUCACCUGCAUCGGCUGCUUCAGUCUCUUCUUUCUCCUCAGCACCUCCACCGUGUACAAGAUCUGUGGCUGGAUGCAAGCAUUGUCAGGUGUCUGUCUGGUACUGGGUUGUAUGAUCUAUCCUGACGGCUGGGACAGCGAUGAGGUCCGGCGGAUGUGCGGCGAGCAGACGGACAAAUAUAGCCUGGGGGCCUGCUCCAUGCGCUGGGCCUACAUCUUGGCUAUUAUGGGCAUCCUGGAUGCUCUCAUCCUCUCCUUCCUGGCCUUUGUCCUGGGGAACCGUCAGGACGGACUCAUGACAGAAGAGCUCCUGGCUGAGAGCAAGGAGGGAGGAAACGCCUAACCAAAAUUAUAGGUUCCUGAAUUUCCAUGUGUCCGUUGUCAUAAAGUACCAGUCCCUCAACAUCAGCUUAGAGGAGGGAGGCAGUCCAGGUUUGUGGAGGAGAGGAAUACUGUGGGAUCAGCCAGCCUGCCUUUUACAUCUACCUGCCAAAAACCCAUCAUAACCCACCUUCGAUGUCAUCCAAUCUACUCUGCUCGCAGUCCCUAUACGUCAUUCUACCCCAAUCACUUAGACGGAGCCCGCUGCACAUUGAUCCCAGAGCUAACCCUUGCACAGCAUUGCAUAGACCAUGGCAGGGGCAGAGACUGUUACCUAAAUGAGAAGUAUGGACUACCCACUACCUACCUGAGAAGGCACAGGGUUGAAAAUGUACACCUGCAGUACGAGCACAGACAAAAAUACACUCACACACACACACACACACACACACACACACACACACACACACACACACACAUGCCAGCUCACACACAUCUCUGUAAAACAAACAUAAACAUGCAUAUACCAACAAAUUCUGUAAUUACAAGUAUUAAACUAUGUUAACACUUAGCCGUGUGUACCACCGUCAGAAUGUGUGUCAUGUUUUAUUUGUGAAAAGAAGAAAAUUCUCAUUUUCAGAUAAUAUCAGGUUAAUGUAAAUCUAUUGUGUUUCAUAUGUACGUAAGGUUUGACGAUAAAAUGAAAGAUUAGUUUCUUCUUCUGCUCAUAUGCCCCUUUGUUCCUCUUAAUUUACUAGAAAAAGAUAUUUAAGACUGUUUUAUAAUAAUAUUAUCAUCCAAAACAAAAGAACUUGUAUUACAAAGUAUGUACAGUGAAUAUUAAAGAUGUUCUAGGAAUUUUAACUAAAUCCAUUCAAUGCCCUGCUAGCUAACUUUGCACAGCGCUUCAGUUUCAGAAGGAUUCUAAGAUUUUAUAGUCUGUGGUAUCUACACUGUGAUGGGGGCUAUUAAAGGACUGUGUGCUGCAGGACUUGUAGCUGCUGUGUGAGUGUGCUUCUGUAUGUGUGUGUAGGGAGGUCUGUAAGUAUAUGUGAGUGAGCGUGAGUGCAUGCACGUGUGAAUGUGUCAGCGUGUCCGUGUGCAAUAGUUUGUUGGGCUAGUGAACCGAUAUGCCAGCCUCUCACACACACAAUUGUCCUGUUGUGUAUCUAAAUCUGUCUGUCUCUGUCUUUGUCUCCAGCUCUCUACU
Molecule: messenger RNA, 2338 nt
Organism: Thunnus maccoyii (southern bluefin tuna)
Lineage: Eukaryota; Metazoa; Chordata; Actinopteri; Scombriformes; Scombridae
Product: LHFPL tetraspan subfamily member 3 protein-like
Exons: 4
Coding region: 470-1150 (226 amino acids)
Biological process (GO): sensory perception of sound
Cellular component (GO): plasma membrane
Source: RefSeq, a predicted model, not a curated record